AUGGGACCAUUUACGCGAAGUAAAGCAGGCCAUCAGUACAUUCUGGAGAUCCAAGACUUCUUCACGAAGUGGAUAGAAAUUCGCCCUUUGCGUAAAGCUACGGUGAUGAUAAGAGCGUAUGUGGAAGCAGACCACCGUGAUUGGGAUUGCCAUUUGGAUGCCUUUGGAUUUGCAUACAAUACAGCCCAACACAGUUCUCUGAAAGCCACACCUGCUUUCGUAAACUUUGGUCGAGAACUAGAGCCCGAAAACUCACUACGACGAAAGUUAGAAGGUGACGUGGAAGUCGAAGAGACACCUACAGCCUCAUGGAUCGAACGUAUGAAACGCCAUGACACCCUGAGGCUAGCGUUCAGACAUGCGUUAGCCGAAGCUAAUGAUAGACAGGCACAAGCGUAUAACUUGCGCCGAAGAACUGGCGAAUACGAGGUCGGUGAACUAGUAUUAGUUCGCAAUCACGAACUGUCCAAUGCUGCCAAGCAUCGCUCAGCGUCAUUGAGUAAACCAUUCAAUGGACCCUUCGUAGUCACCAAGAAGCAUUCCAGAAAUUUCUACGAAGUUUCUGACUUGGCGGGUCGUAAUCCAAAAAGCACCUCAAUAGUGGACAUGAAGGCCUAUAAGUAA
Molecule: messenger RNA, 624 nt
Organism: Diachasma alloeum
Lineage: Eukaryota; Metazoa; Arthropoda; Insecta; Hymenoptera; Braconidae
Exons: 1
Coding region: 1-624 (207 amino acids)
Molecular function (GO): nucleic acid binding
Source: RefSeq, a predicted model, not a curated record